Chanos chanos (milkfish) is the source of this 3628-nucleotide messenger RNA. It is a transcript of the gene zfr2, whose product is annotated as zinc finger RNA binding protein 2. Gene Ontology annotation, cellular component: precatalytic spliceosome. NCBI's taxonomy places the organism in Eukaryota, Metazoa, Chordata, Actinopteri, Gonorynchiformes, Chanidae. Gene Ontology annotation, molecular function: double-stranded RNA binding; zinc ion binding; single-stranded RNA binding. The coding region runs from base 1 to 3018 and encodes 1005 amino acids. The record is from RefSeq and is a predicted model, not a curated record. The transcript has 20 exons.
AUGGCUGCAAGUAAUUAUUAUGGAUUUACGCAUGGCCCCGGCCCACAGUACAGUGCCCCGCCCCCCACUGCAUAUUCACAUCCAACUUCAGCCAGUUAUACAGUGCAGCCUGCGGGGGGCGUGGCCCAUGCAGUGACUGCCUCCUAUGCACCUCCCACUGCACAAGCAGCCAGGCCAGUAGCUUCAGCACCUUACCCUGUCUAUCAGACGCACCCCACCCCUGAUUACGCCUACCGACAGCAAGAGCCCGCCCCCCAGCCCAGCAGCACCCCCCAGACGUACCAAGUGUUCACAGAGACGGAGAAUUACAGUUAUGGCCGUCCAGUGUCGGUGAGCACUUAUGAAAAUAAACAGUACUACCAGACGAGCAUCGCGCCUGCACAGCGCGCCCCGUCUGAGGCCUACUUCCAAACAGGUUUGAAAAGUGGCUAUAGUCCAGUCAGCACUGUGUACAGUCAGCCUCCGCCACAGAGGCAGCUAACGACGUUAAAACCACUCACUCCUGCCAGCUCAGUCUCCAACACCUACAACAUCUACCAACCUGUUUCAACCAGCGUUCAGCAGCCGCAAACUCCCAUAUCCACCUACACGCCCAGCUCCUCUUACACGUCCACUGCUCCCACCUCCUACUCAGUUGGGCUGAACUAUUCCACGUACGAGUCGAGCGGCUACACCUCCUCGCCCUCCUACUACCAGCCGACUCAGCAACCUCCGCCUCAGCAGCAACCCCCCCAGCUGCCUCCCCAACAGCCUCAGCCCCCCAAACUGCAAACCAACUCCUCCUCCUCCUCCUCCUCCUCCUCCUGGAACAACUCGGGGACCGGCACCGUGUCGGCGCCCGCCGUGAACUCCUACAAAAAACCCAUGUUCCAUCAGAACAAAGUGGCCAAACCCAAAGGCCCCCCCAAGCAGCCGCAGCUCCACUACUGUGACAUCUGUAAGAUCAGCUGUGCUGGACCUCAGACGUACAGGGAGCACCUGGAGGGUCAGAAACACAAAAAGAAAGAGUCGGCGCUGAAGUCGGGGAGCCAGGCGAGUAACGGGCCUCGUGGCGUCCAGACGCAGCUGCGCUGUGAGCUGUGUGACGUGUCCUGCACCGGAGCCGACGCCUACGCCGCCCACAUCAGAGGGGCCAAACACCAGAAGGUGGUGAAGCUUCACACAAAGCUGGGCAAACCCAUACCCUCCACCGAGCCCGUUUUGGUGAACUCCGCCCCUGUCGCCAUAACAACAACCGCCAGUAAAACCCCGCCUGUAACUGUCACCUCUUCCGUCGCCACGGUAACUCCACAGAAACCAACGACGACCAACGCGGCCAAGACCCAAACGCCUAACGCGAAGAAACCGGUCCCACCUAAAGUCACAGCGACAGCCAGUAAAGCAGCCCCAGCAGUGGCAGUGAAGGUGGAGGAGACUAAACCUGUGGUUUUGAAGUCGGACCCACAGAGUGAUGAGGAUGACGGUGAAGGAGCAGGUGGGACAGGAGACAUCAGGCCUGUGGGCCACGACUACGUGGAGGAGGUGCGUAAUGAUGAGGGGAAGGUGAUCCGUUUCCACUGUAAGCUGUGUGAGUGCAGCUUCAACGACCCCAACGCUAAAGACAUGCACCUUAAAGGUCGCCGGCACCGUCUGCAGUAUAAGAAGAAAGUUAAUCCAGAGCUGGAGGUGGAGAUUAAGCCCAGUAACCGAGCACGGAAGCUUCAGGAAGGAAAACUCCGGAAGCAGAAACAGAGAGCCGUACUGAAGAGACAGCACGAAGAUGAACAGCGCUGGCACCUUGAGAUGAGGCGUUAUGAGGAGGACCUGUACUGGCGCAGGGUGGAGGAGGAGCAGUUGUACUGGGGGGAGCAGAGAAGACGAAUGGCCCCCCCGCCACUCAUGAGCCGACCAGGCAUGCCCGUGCCCCCCCUACUGCCUGUUCGGAGGCCGGACUCCCCGGACGACAGGCACAUUAUGGCCAAGCACUCCACCAUCUACCCUGUGGAGGAGGAGCUGCAGGCGGUGCAGCGGGUGGUGUCACACUCAGAGAGGGCUCUAAAGCUCGUCUCUGAUUCGCUGCUGGAAAAAGAGGCCUCAGCGGACGACAAAAACACGACGGACAAACAAGUGGACCCCCAGGCGCGAGUGCUGAAGGGCGUGAUGCGGGUCGGGGUCCUGGCGAAAGGCCUGCUCUUACACGGAGACCGGGACGUCCAGCUCAUCCUCCUCGCCGCCAAGAAACCCACCGUCUCUCUCCUGAAGAGCAUCGCCGAGCAGCUGCCCAAGCACCUGGCGACGUUUUCUGAGGAUCAGUACCAAGUGCAGGGUCAACCUGACGAAGCCAACAUCCUGAUUUUUUCAAGCAAGGAACCAAAAAUGCAGGUGACCAUCUCUCUAACGUCGCCAGUGAUGCGAGAGGACCCCGCGCCCAGCCCGGACGACAAGGCGGGCGACAAAACGCCCGAGAAAGGUGCUAAAGAGAAGGACCCACCAGAUGUGCUGGACAGGAAGAAAUGCUUGGAGUAUUUGGCUGCGUUGCGCCACGCAAAGUGGUUUCAGGCUAGAGCCAAUGGUCUGCAGUCGUGUGUAAUCAUCAUCCGCAUUCUCCGUGACCUGUGCCAACGGGUGCCAACCUGGGGCAAAAUGCCUGACUGGGCAAUGGAACUGCUUGUAGAAAAAGCCAUCAGCAGUGCAUCUGGACCCCUGACUCCUGGAGAGGCCAUGAGGAGAGUUCUAGAAUGCAUUGCCAGCGGAAUCCUGUUGCCAGACGGUCCUGGUUUGUUGGAUCCAUGUGAAAAAGAGCCGACAGACACUCUCAGCUGCAUGAGCAGACAGGCCAGAGAGGAGGUGACUGCCAGUGCCCAGCAUGCGUUGAGGUUGCUCGCCUUUCGGCAGAUCCAUAAAGUUCUGGGAAUGGAGUCGUUACCGGCGUCCAAAGCCAGCGCUCGUAACCGCAAACGCCGGCGGGACGGGACGGAAACGGGAGAGGGGGAAGGGGAGGGAAAGAAAGAUAAGAAGGAGGAGUCGGAGGCCGCAUGAGGGCCGUCUUCACCUCAGACUUUCUCAUCCACACAAACUCACACCAUUUAUUUUGUCGUUUUAACAUCUCACCACUCAGCUCAGCUCAGCGAACAGGAACAGGCGUCUCUCUCACGAAAAAAAAACGCGGAAAGGGAGGCUGAAAUGAACGGUGCACUAGUUCACGGUGUACAAUGUCAUGUAAUGUUCUGUUCACAGUGUACAAUGUUAUGUAAUGUUCCGUUCACAGUGUGUAAUGUUAUGUAGCCUUUGUUGCAGCCAUGUUGAAAACAGGAUGAACGAAGACUGAAACUAAGGCUGAGGGGAUUCGACAGUAUCGUCAUUCCGUUAGAAUAAACAGUGGACGUGAGUCUAAACAAACAAACAAACAAACAAACAAACAUCCAAACAGCUCGCGCUUACCUAACAUCCAAACAGGACACUUACCUUCAUUCUAAUACUCUUAAACCUGUCUGUAACCUCAAACCAGGCCAGUAACAAGCCUUUUUACUACAUGGAAAAAGAAAAAAAGCCACAUUAAAUGUUGUUUAUAAGGGUUGUUUGGGAAGGGUUGUUUGGUAUGUCUGCUGUUGCAUAGAAAGGACUGUCACUUCAGAAAUGGCCUGUUGGU